UGAUUGUGUAAAGACAAUGGAAUGGAGCAAAGAAGUAGGAUCCUCGUCUUCUUCUUCUUCAUUGACUUCAGAGCUCUUCGGUUCAAAAGACUUGCCUUCAUCUUCCUCUGGGAUUUUCGGCUCUAUAUUUGCUCAUCCAUCUAAGGUAUUAGGGAGGGUGUCUCUGCAUCCUGAUUCAAUGACCGAUGGGCAGGAUAAUCCGAACACAAAGCCUGGAGCCUCUGGUGAAAAUCCAAACACCUGGAAUAGAGACACGAGUUCCAGAUAUCAGGAGCAAAAAGUACAACCAUGUAAUCUAAGUUCGUCGAUCUACUACGGUGGGCAAGAUAUAUACUAUCUUCCCAAUAGUAGCCAGGGCCCUGGAUUUAACUCCAUGUAUAAGAAGGAUGGUGGAGAAGAGGAUUCAGGGAUGGCAUCAAGAGGAAACUGGUGGCAAGAGUCUCUCUAUUACUAAGAGCUUGCUUGCCAAUCAGAAUACUUAUUAUAAAGGUACCUAGGAAGAUAUAUACAGACAACAAUUUAAUCUGUCUCUGGUUAUAUAUAUUGGGC
Messenger RNA from Hibiscus syriacus, 549 nucleotides. RefSeq lists its product as uncharacterized. The transcript has 5 exons. Bases 17 to 454 code for a protein of 145 amino acids. Lineage: Eukaryota; Viridiplantae; Streptophyta; Magnoliopsida; Malvales; Malvaceae. The record is from RefSeq and is a predicted model, not a curated record.